AUGACCAAGGGCUGCAUUCAGGGAUCGACCUGCGGCCCCCUCUUGUGGAACAUCAUCCUUGAUGAGCUUCUGGAGCUCGACCUUCCAUCCGGAUGCCGAAUCCAGGCCUUCGCGGAUGAUGUUCUGCUCAUAGCGGCUGCCAAGGACCUGCCGGGCUUACAGGCAAUUACCAAUCAAGCACUACACGCUAUAGUGAGCUGGGGACGGAGUGUCAAGCUCACUUUUAGCCCCCAUAAGACACAAGCCAUUGCUUUUAGCAACAAGGCGCGACAUGCACUCAUUCACAUUGACUCACAUGCACUACACUUCCAGGACGACAUCAAGCUUCUUGGCGUCGUUCUGGAUCGUCAACUUCUCUUCAGGAAACACGUCACUCACGUCAUCCAAAAAGCCACUAACAUUUUUCACAAACUCACACUCUACUGCAGACCCACUUGGGGAGCCCACCCCGAAAACAUCCGAACCAUUUACCUACAGGUCAUCCAACCUAUCAUCACCUACGCCGCCGGCAUUUGGGGUCAUGUCGUCAGGAAAAAGUACAUUUGCCAAAAACUUCUGAGUAUGCAGAGGGGUUUCGCUCUCCGAGCUAUCAAAGGCUUCCGCACGGUCUCCACGACUGCGGCGCUCGCCCUCGCUCGUUUCACCCCCAUCGACCUGAAAGUCUUGGAGACUAACACUAUAGAAUCCGCCCGACUCUCUGGGCACUGCACCUUCGUUCCUGACGACAUCGCUCUCGAACGGCACGUUCCCCCUGACCUACUCCUCCAUCCCGCCCACAGAAUCACAUUCUCGCCCCGCAGCUUCCACUCCCAAGCAGACCUAUCUGAACACCUCAACUCCCUCCCCCUUCCCAUUCCCACCAUUUAUACUGAUGGGAGCAAGCUCGACGACGACUCGGUCGGUGCAGCCUUCGUCUGUUACGACGGAGAACGGCCGCCAGUCGUCAAAAAGUUCAAGCUCCAUCCUUCCUGCUCGGUUUUCCAAGCCGAACUCUUCGCCCUCCUUCAAGCUUCCAGAUGGGCUUCCCAACACAACUUCCCACAAACCCUCAUCCUUUCCGACUCCAGAGCCGCCAUUGAGGCCUCCCAGAACCGCAGCAACACACACCCCUUGGUUUCGAGCCUUCACUACACUCUACACCAACACUCACCCACCGGUUAUAUCGACUUUGCCUGGGUUAAAAGCCACGCAGGUAUAACCGGGAACGAACUCGCAGACGAGGCGGCAAAGAAGGCCGCCACCUUGCACAAAGCCCCCGACUACUGCUGCUAUCCCAUCAGCUUCGUCAAGCACAAAGCCAGGGAAGUCAGCCUACUUAAAUGGCGGGAAAGGUACGUGAACGCGUCUCAGGCACAGCACACUCGCGACCUACUCCCCACAAUCGACCACAUCUUUACACUAUUCAAACACACACACACCACAUUCACCCUCACACAGAUACUCACCGGUCACGCAUACAACAACGCAUACCUGCAUCGCUUCAAACUCACCGAGUCCGACGUCUGCCCGUGCGACCGCGCCUCUUCGCAGACCAUAGAGCACCUCCUUCAGAGGUGCCCUAAUUUUGCAGCCCACAGAUUCGAUCACGAGCAGCUCUGUGGGCACCUCGGACUGUCGCCUUAUGCCCUUGUCGACCUACUCGAGAACAAAUCCUGCGUCGACUCCUUCGCCCGGCUGUCGAAUUCGAUCAUCAAGGUCCUCAAGGACUUCAACGCUGGCCUAUGA
Molecule: messenger RNA, 1725 nt
Organism: Melitaea cinxia (Glanville fritillary)
Lineage: Eukaryota; Metazoa; Arthropoda; Insecta; Lepidoptera; Nymphalidae
Exons: 1
Coding region: 1-1725 (574 amino acids)
Molecular function (GO): RNA-DNA hybrid ribonuclease activity; nucleic acid binding
Source: RefSeq, a predicted model, not a curated record